CGUCACUUCCGGCCCGAGAGAUUCGCAUCCGGGUGAGGCGGAGCCUCUCACGCUCAGUGACUGGCCGGGCUGCCGCGCUGUCCGCGCUGUCUCCUCCCGGUGAGAGCCAGCCGCAGUGUCCCCCGGCGCGGAGCCACCCGUCCCGGGCGAAGAAAGACGGGGAGGGGGCCCGGGAGCGGGCGGCGGCCGGGCUGGGCCGCGCCGGCGCGGGGCGGCGCCUCUGUUCCGCCGCCGGCCGCUGGCUCCGGGAACUGGGUGCCGGCGCCGAGGGGCUGCCCGCGGACGGCGACCCCCCGCCCCGGCUCCCUGCCCGCCCCCCCGGGGAGGGCGGAAGAUGCCGGUGAAGAAGAAGAGAAAGUCUCCCGGGGUGGCACCCGCCGUGGCGGAAGACGGAGGCCUCAAAAAGUGCAAAAUCGCCAGCUAUUGCAGAUCCCAACCCCCUGCUAGACUAAUAAGUGGAGAGGAGCAUUUUUCAAGCAAGAAGUGCCUGGCUUGGUUUUAUGAGUAUGCAGGUCCUGAUGAAGUUGUAGGGCCAGAAGGAAUGGAAAAAUUUUGUGAAGACAUUGGUGUUGAACCUGAAAAUAUUAUUAUGUUAGUUUUAGCGUGGAAAUUGGAGGCUGAAAGCAUGGGAUUUUUUACCAAGGAAGAAUGGUUAAAGGGAAUGACUUCAUUACAGUGUGACUGCACAGAAAAGUUACAGAACAAGUUUGACUUUUUGCGCUCACAGUUGAAUGAUAUUUCGUCAUUUAAGAAUAUCUACCGAUACGCCUUUGAUUUUGCAAGGGAUAAAGAUCAGAGAAGCCUUGAUAUUGAUACUGCUAAAUCUAUGUUAGCUCUUCUGCUUGGGAGGACAUGGCCACUGUUUUCAGUAUUUUACCAGUACCUGGAGCAAUCAAAGUAUCGUGUUAUGAACAAAGAUCAGUGGUACAAUGUAUUAGAAUUCAGCAGAACAGUCCAUGCUGAUCUUAGUAACUAUGAUGAAGAUGGUGCUUGGCCUGUUCUUCUUGAUGAAUUUGUUGAGUGGCAGAAAGUUCGUCAAACAUCAUAGCAAGAACUGUUGUGAAGAAAAUGCAAACCUUUUGAUUCCCACGUGUAUUCAAGCUCAUGAGAUGAGGGGGAACAGUCCAGAGGGUGCAUUUUCAGUCAUAUGAAAGACUUCUCAUAGUACUUUUUUCCUUUUUUUUAAAGGAGGUUUUCUUGUUACAUGUGAUGGGCGUUGAGCCACACCUCUUCUUAGACUGAAUAUUGAAGUUUUGUUUUGAGUUAUGUUUAUAACGUUUAUUUCAGAACAAUAAAGAUUCAGAUUUGUGACAAAGGCCUUAAAGUGAAGA
Carlito syrichta (Philippine tarsier) is the source of this 1331-nucleotide messenger RNA. RefSeq names its product defective in cullin neddylation 1 domain containing 5 (gene DCUN1D5). Gene Ontology annotation, cellular component: ubiquitin ligase complex. The record is from RefSeq and is a predicted model, not a curated record. NCBI's taxonomy places the organism in Eukaryota, Metazoa, Chordata, Mammalia, Primates, Tarsiidae. Gene Ontology annotation, biological process: positive regulation of ubiquitin-protein transferase activity; protein neddylation. The transcript is spliced from 8 exons. Gene Ontology annotation, molecular function: cullin family protein binding; ubiquitin-like protein binding; ubiquitin conjugating enzyme binding. The coding region runs from base 335 to 1048 and encodes 237 amino acids.